This is a messenger RNA of Lottia gigantea (owl limpet), 1017 nucleotides long. RefSeq lists its product as hypothetical. Gene Ontology annotation, biological process: rRNA processing. The transcript is spliced from 7 exons. Gene Ontology annotation, molecular function: protein binding. Gene Ontology annotation, cellular component: small-subunit processome; Pwp2p-containing subcomplex of 90S preribosome. NCBI's taxonomy places the organism in Eukaryota, Metazoa, Mollusca, Gastropoda, Lottiidae. The annotation marks the transcript as partial. The record is from RefSeq and is a predicted model, not a curated record.
GACAGUGAUAUUGAUGAUUUACUUCAUUCAACGGGAGAUUUCCUGGCCAGUUCAACAUCACUACCAGCAGGAUUAAUACAAAUUAAGAAAUGUACUGAUCUAAACAAAGAUUCGCCAUCACAGGCUAGGUUAACUGCAUUAGAGUUUCAUCCUACUGCUCAAGUUGCUCUGACUGCAGCUAAAAAUCAACCCUUUACACUGUUUCAAAUUGAUAGUAAAAACAACCCAAAGAUACAGAGUGUCUUUAUAGAAAGAUUUCCCAUAUUAAACGCCCAUUUUAGUAGUAAUGGUGAAGAGGUGAUAGCUGGUUCUCACUAUACAUCAUUUAGAUAUUAUGAUAUGUUAUCAGGAACAUUAAUCACUGUUCCUAAAAUAAAAGGAGUUAAUGAUGAUCACAUGAGUCAUUUUAGAGUUUCCCCUGAUGGCAGAUUCCUAGCUUUUCUGGGUCGUUAUGGAAACAUCCAUUUAUUGUCUGCCAAAUCUAAAGAGUUAGUCAGUAGUUUGAAAAUGAAUGGUAGUUGUGAAGAUUUGGUUUUUACAAAAGAUGGCUCACAGAUGUAUUCUUUUGGAGAUGAUGGUCAAGUAUAUAUCUGGGAUAUGAAUACUAGAGAAUGUAUACAUAGAUUUUAUGAUGAUGGGUGUGUUAAAGGAACAUCAAUAACAGUUUCGCCCAAUAACCAGUACCUAGUUUGUGGAUCCUAUAGUGGUGUAGUUAAUGUUUAUGAUAGAGAGAAAUGUCACCAGUCACUUGAUCCUAAACCAUUAAAAUCUAUCAUGAAUUUAGUCACACCAUGUACUAAAGCUGUAUUUAACUCUACAUCAGAAAUAUUGGCUAUAGAUUCACAUUUUACAGAGAAGGCUAUCAAACUAGUACAUUUCCCCUCGAUGCAAGUGUUCAGUAACUAUCCAGAUUUAAUAGAUAAAAGUUUACGUGUACCACAAGAUAUGUUUUUCUCAUUAAAUAGUGGUUAUUUUACUGUGGCAACUCAUACUGGAACAGCUUUAUUAUAUAGGUAA